AUGACCGCUCCCUGGCGGCGCCUCCGGAGUCUGGUUUGGGAAUACUGGGCCGGGCUCCUCGUGUGCGCCUUCUGGAUCCCAGACUCGCGCGGGAUGCCCCACGUCAUCCGGAUCGGAGGAAUCUUUGAGUAUGCAGACGGCCCCAACGCCCAGGUCAUGAACGCCGAGGAGCAUGCCUUUCGAUUUUCUGCCAACAUCAUCAACAGGAACAGGACUCUGCUGCCCAACACAACCUUGACUUACGACAUUCAGCGGAUUCACUUCCAUGAUAGCUUCGAGGCCACCAAGAAGGCCUGUGACCAAUUGGCACUGGGGGUAGUAGCCAUCUUUGGGCCAUCGCAGGGCUCCUGCACCAAUGCUGUUCAGUCCAUCUGCAACGCCUUGGAGGUGCCUCACAUCCAGCUGCGCUGGAAACACCAUCCCCUGGACAACAAGGACACCUUCUAUGUGAACCUGUACCCCGACUAUGCCUCUCUCAGCCAUGCCAUCCUCGACCUGGUCCAGUCCCUCAAGUGGCGGUCAGCUACCGUGGUCUAUGACGACAGCACAGGUCUCAUCCGGCUGCAGGAACUCAUCAUGGCCCCAUCUAGGUACAACAUUCGCCUGAAGAUCCGCCAGCUCCCCAUCGACUCAGAUGACUCACGACCCUUGCUCAAGGAGAUGAAGCGGGGCCGGGAGUUCCGCAUCAUCUUCGAUUGCAGCCACACCAUGGCAGCCCAGAUCCUCAAGCAGGCCAUGGCCAUGGGCAUGAUGACAGAGUACUACCACUUCAUCUUCACCACACUGGAUCUCUAUGCCCUAGACCUGGAACCCUACCGCUACUCGGGGGUGAAUCUGACCGGGUUCCGCAUCCUCAACGUGGACAAUCCCCAUGUCUCAGCCAUUGUGGAGAAGUGGUCCAUGGAGCGGCUCCAGGCUGCUCCCCGGGCGGAAUCCGGCCUGUUGGAUGGAGUGAUGAUGACCGACGCGGCCCUGCUCUAUGAUGCUGUCCACAUCGUGUCCGUGUGCUACCAGCGAGCACCGCAGAUGACCGUGAACUCCCUGCAGUGCCAUCGGCACAAGGCCUGGCGCUUCGGCGGCCGCUUCAUGAACUUCAUCAAGGAGGCUCAAUGGGAAGGAUUAACUGGACGGAUUGUUUUCAACAAAACCAGUGGCUUGCGGACUGAUUUUGAUCUGGACAUCAUCAGCCUGAAGGAGGAUGGCCUGGAGAAGGUUGGGGUGUGGAGUCCAGCUGACGGUCUCAACAUCACUGAGGUUGCCAAAGGCCGAGGUCCUAAUGUCACCGACUCUCUGACCAACAGGUCGCUCAUUGUCACCACUGUGCUGGAGGAGCCCUUUGUCAUGUUCCGCAAGUCUGAUAGGACCCUUUAUGGCAAUGACCGGUUUGAGGGCUACUGCAUCGACUUGCUUAAGGAGCUGGCGCAUAUCCUGGGCUUCUCCUACGAGAUCCGGCUGGUGGAAGACGGCAAGUACGGGGCGCAGGACGACAAGGGCCAGUGGAACGGCAUGGUCAAGGAGCUCAUUGACCACAAAGCAGAUCUGGCCGUGGCUCCCCUAACCAUCACCCAUGUCCGAGAGAAGGCCAUCGAUUUCUCUAAGCCUUUUAUGACCCUUGGAGUGAGCAUCUUAUAUCGCAAGCCCAAUGGCACCAACCCCAGUGUCUUCUCCUUCCUCAACCCCCUUUCCCCGGACAUCUGGAUGUACGUGCUCCUCGCCUACCUGGGUGUCAGCUGUGUCCUCUUUGUCAUCGCCAGAUUCAGCCCUUAUGAGUGGUACGAUGCUCACCCCUGCAACCCUGGCUCCGAGGUGGUGGAGAAUAACUUCACACUGCUCAACAGCUUCUGGUUUGGAAUGGGCUCCCUGAUGCAACAAGGCUCGGAGCUGAUGCCCAAAGCCCUGUCUACCCGCAUCAUCGGCGGCAUCUGGUGGUUCUUCACGCUCAUCAUCAUCUCCUCCUACACAGCCAACCUGGCUGCUUUCCUGACUGUGGAGCGCAUGGAGUCGCCCAUUGACUCUGCCGAUGACCUGGCCAAGCAGACCAAAAUUGAGUAUGGUGCUGUCAAGGAUGGGGCCACCAUGACCUUCUUCAAGAAAUCCAAGAUCUCUACGUUCGAGAAGAUGUGGGCCUUCAUGAGCAGCAAGCCCUCAGCGCUGGUGAAGAACAACGAGGAAGGGAUCCAGCGGACACUCACGGCCGACUACGCUCUGCUCAUGGAGUCCACUACCAUAGAAUACAUCACACAGAGGAACUGCAACCUCACCCAGAUUGGUGGCCUCAUUGACUCCAAGGGCUAUGGCAUCGGCACACCCAUGGGCUCCCCCUACCGGGACAAAAUCACCAUCGCCAUUCUGCAGCUGCAGGAGGAGGACAAGCUGCACAUCAUGAAGGAAAAAUGGUGGCGAGGCAGCGGGUGCCCCGAGGAGGAGAACAAGGAGGCCAGCGCGCUGGGCAUCCAGAAGAUCGGCGGCAUCUUCAUCGUCCUGGCCGCCGGCUUAGUCCUGUCCGUGUUGGUGGCCGUGGGCGAGUUUAUAUACAAACUCCGCAAGACGGCGGAGCGGGAGCAGCGCUCCUUCUGCAGCACAGUAGCCGAUGAGAUCCGCUUCUCCCUCACCUGCCAGCGCCGCCUCAAGCACAAGCCGCAGCCUCCGAUGAUGGUCAAGACUGAUGCGGUCAUCAACAUGCACACGUUUAACGACCGCAGGCUUCCAGGCAAGGACAGCAUGAGCUGUAGCACCUCGCUAGCCCCUGUCUUCCCCUAG
Molecule: messenger RNA, 2760 nt
Organism: Arvicola amphibius (Eurasian water vole)
Lineage: Eukaryota; Metazoa; Chordata; Mammalia; Rodentia; Cricetidae
Gene: Grik3
Product: glutamate ionotropic receptor kainate type subunit 3
Exons: 16
Coding region: 1-2760 (919 amino acids)
Biological process (GO): monoatomic ion transport; modulation of chemical synaptic transmission; synaptic transmission, glutamatergic
Cellular component (GO): postsynaptic membrane; kainate selective glutamate receptor complex; plasma membrane
Molecular function (GO): transmitter-gated monoatomic ion channel activity involved in regulation of postsynaptic membrane potential; kainate selective glutamate receptor activity
Source: RefSeq, a predicted model, not a curated record